This is a messenger RNA of Phalaenopsis equestris, 2124 nucleotides long. Its product is annotated as dynamin-related protein 1E-like. Bases 112 to 1956 code for a protein of 614 amino acids. Gene Ontology annotation, cellular component: microtubule; membrane; cytoplasm. The record is from RefSeq and is a predicted model, not a curated record. NCBI's taxonomy places the organism in Eukaryota, Viridiplantae, Streptophyta, Magnoliopsida, Asparagales, Orchidaceae. The transcript is spliced from 15 exons. Gene Ontology annotation, molecular function: GTPase activity; GTP binding; microtubule binding.
ACACUCACGGUGGAGUGUCAUUUCCUCCGAGUUCGAGCUUUCUCACAGAAACCCUUGUCCCUCCUCCUUUUUCUUAUUCCUUUGGAUCGAAAUUAGGUCAGGGUUUCGAAGAUGGCGACCAUGGAGAGCUUGAUCGGAAUGGUGAACAGGAUCCAGAGAGCGUGCACUGUUCUGGGUGACCACGGUGGCGCUGAUAGUGCAUUGCCUACUCUCUGGGAAGCUCUUCCAUCCGUCGCCGUCGUCGGUGGACAGAGCUCGGGAAAAUCGUCGGUCCUGGAGAGCAUCGUUGGGCGAGAUUUUCUUCCCCGUGGAUCUGGGAUUGUGACAAGGCGGCCGUUGGUGCUCCAGCUGCAAAAGACGGAGGAUGGGCAGCCGGAGUACGCCGAGUUCCUUCACUUACCCAAGAGGAAAUUCACAGAUUUCAGUUUGGUGCGCAAGGAAAUUUCUGAUGACACUGAGAGAUUAACCGGGAGAACUAAACAAAUUUCACCUGUUCCCAUCCAUCUCAGUAUUUUUUCCCCUAAUGUUGUCAAUUUGACGCUGAUUGAUCUACCUGGUCUGACUAAGGUUGCUGUAGAGGGACAGCCUGAUAGUAUUGUUCAGGAUAUUGAAAAUAUGGUCCGCACAUAUGUUGAGAAGCCCAACUGUAUUAUUUUGGCAAUUUCUCCUGCCAAUCAAGAUAUUGCAACAUCAGAUGCUAUUAAACUUGCUAGGGAAGUGGAUCCUUCAGGUGAAAGGACAUUUGGAGUAUUAACAAAGCUGGAUUUGAUGGAUAAAGGAACAAAUGCACUUGAUGUUCUGGAAGGAAGAUCUUACAAACUGCAACAUCCUUGGGUUGGAAUUGUUAAUCGCUCACAGGCAGAUAUAAAUAAGAAUAUUGAUAUGAUAGCUGCCAGACAUAAAGAAAGAGAAUAUUUUGCAACUAGUCCAGAUUAUUCUCAUUUAGCCAGUAAAAUGGGAUCAGAAUAUCUUGCUAAACUUCUUUCAAAGCAUUUAGAGUCUGUAAUCAGAGCUCGAAUUCCAAGCAUUACAUCUUUGAUAAGUAAGACCAUUGAUGAGCUGGAAUCAGAGAUGGAUCAUCUUGGUCGGCCUAUUGCUGUUGAUGCAGGGGCUCAGUUAUACACUAUAUUGGAACUCUGUCGAGCUUUUGAAAAGAUAUUCAAAGAGCAUCUAGAUGGAGGGCGUCCAGGUGGAGAUCGAAUCUAUGGUGUUUUUGACAAUCAGCUCCCUACUGCUUUGAAGAAGCUCCCAUUCGACAGGCAUCUCUCCGUGCAGAAUGUUAGGAAAAUUGUCUCAGAAGCAGAUGGGUAUCAGCCUCAUCUGAUCGCUCCCGAACAAGGCUAUCGCCGGCUCAUCGAAGGAGCUCUUAGCUACUUCAGAGGUCCGGCUGAAGCAUCUGUGGAUGCUGUUCAUUUGGUUUUAAAAGAGUUGGUGAGGAAAUCUAUAGGUGAGACUCAGGAGCUGAAAAGGUUUCCAACUCUCCAAUCUGAAAUAGCAGCUGCAUCCUAUCAAUCAUUGGAGAGAUUCAGGGAAGAUGGCAAAAAGACUGUAGCUCGUCUGGUUGACAUGGAGGCAUCUUAUUUAACCGUCGAAUUCUUCCGCAACCUCCCGCAGGAAGUCGAGAAAGGAGGCAAUCCUGCUAACACGACGGUGGAUCGAUACUCAGAAGGACAUUUCAGGAGGAUUGCCUCGAAUGUAUCCUCGUAUAUAUCAAUGGUAUCUGAAACGCUAAGGCUCACCAUCCCAAAGGCUGCAGUCCAUUGCCAAGUCCGAGAAGCUAAGCGAUCUUUGCUCAAUCUUUUUUACACACAAGUCGGGCGGAAAGAGGGUAAGCAGCUUGGGCUGCUGUUGGACGAGGAUCCGGCGUUGAUGGAACGCAGAGUGCAGUGUGCGAAGAGGCUCGAAUUAUACAAAUCUGCCAGGGAUGAAAUUGAAGCAGUAUCUUGGGCUAGAUGAGGUUGAAAUGCUGUUAUUGUUUUCCACGAGUUGUUUAAUAUAUCUAGAAGCUUGUGUAAGUAAAGCCUUGUGUUUUUGGACCAUUACUGUUUUGUAGUUAUCUUCAGUUUGUGUGCAAUGUCUUGUAUUCUUUUUUAGCUAAUUCAUGAGAAUAGGGGUUGGGGCUUA